Fibroporia radiculosa is the source of this 1170-nucleotide messenger RNA. RefSeq lists its product as uncharacterized. The record is from RefSeq and is a predicted model, not a curated record. The coding region runs from base 1 to 1170 and encodes 389 amino acids. Lineage: Eukaryota; Fungi; Basidiomycota; Agaricomycetes; Polyporales; Fibroporiaceae. Gene Ontology annotation, molecular function: ATPase activator activity; protein-folding chaperone binding. Gene Ontology annotation, biological process: protein folding; positive regulation of ATP-dependent activity. Gene Ontology annotation, cellular component: cytosol. The transcript is spliced from 6 exons.
AUGGCGACAAUCCCCCCGAGCAUGCCGGUGUCCACGGCUAACUGGCACUGGAAGAACAAGACAGUGACACCAUGGGCAAAGACAUGGUUCGAACGCGAACUCGUGACCGUCAGCGUGAAGGGCAGUGGGGACGAGGUUGUGAAUAUCUCCGAGGUCGUCGGCUUUGACGGCGACGUUGAGCUUGGGCAACGUAAAUCGAAGCUGAUUACAAUUUAUGACUGCAAAGUCGAUCUUGAAUGGACGGGCACGGCUUCGGACGGGACAGAGGUCAAAGGCAAGCUCACGAUCCCUGAGGUGUCCCAUGAAAUUACUCUGGACGGUCUUUCUGACUACGCGUACGAAUGGAGCCUCACAACUGCAUCUUCGCCCGUGGUCAACACGCUCUUCGCGCUCGCCAAGGCCCGCCUUCCCACUGCUCUGGAGACCAAGUUCGCACAGUUCCCCACGGCAAUCAUCGACACACACGGCAAGGAUCUCACCGUUAGCGCAGAUCCUAGUCGCCAGGGUUCGCCCGCCCCUGCAGCCUCCGCUUCGACGAAAUCAGUGCCGGCUCCCAAUUUUACGCCUGCCACGAAGCCCGCUCCAAAAAAACCUGCGGCAUUGGUGAAUACGACGACGCUCACGGUUGAUGCAAACUUCAUGGCCUCCGCGGCCGAUCUGUUCGACUUGUUGACGAACGAGCAGCGGAUACCUGCGUGGACGCGUGCGCCUGCCAAGUCUGCAGCGAAGCCUGACACGGAGUACAGUCUCUUCGGUGGAGGAGUGAGAGGCAAUUACGUCUCGCUCACGCCAGCGAAGGAGAUUGUGCAGACCUGGGGGCUGCAGAGCCCGACUUGGCCCUCCGACCAUGUCGCCACGUUGACAACCACGCUAGAUCAGGGAUCGGAUUCGACCAAGGUUACGUGGAAGUUGGCGGGUGUUCCUCUUGGGAUGGAGGAAGAGACAACACGGAAUCUGCAGGGAUACUAUGUGCACGGCUUAAAAUCAAUUGGGUACGUACAGCUUUUCGAGUAUAGAUCACCCCCACCCCCAUCGCCUUCCCCUGUUCGUACAAAGUGCGACUCGGCAUCCGCUGGGGCGAGGAAAAGCGCAGCAACAGAGUAUGCGGCUAUUGCGCUUGCCAUUAUGGCUGUAGUCGCAGCGUUCUCGAUGCGCUACUUGUAUACCUAA